UGGAGUAGGGAGGGGCGGGAUGCCACCCGUCGCGGCUCUCGUCUCCUUUUGAUCUCUUCCCCCAUUUCGAAAGCAAAUUUCUAGGCGGGACAGAGAGGCGGAGAUGGCUGCGGCCAUGGCGGAAACCCUAGCGCUGGCCCCGGUGGAGGACCCCGAGGCGCCCCUCGACGCGGCCGCCAUCCGAAGCCGGUUCAAGCAGCUCUCCACGCUGUGGGGAGGGGACGAGGAGGAGCCGGUGGAUGCUGCGGCGGCGGAGGAUGGGCUGCGCUCCGGGUGCGAGGCGGAUAUGCAGGCGGAGGAUGCGUGGGACUCCAGCGCUGCUGAGCUAGAGAGUCGCUGUUUGGACUUGUACAUUGAGUGGUUGAGAAAGGAGGUGAGCUUGACAGAGGAGGAGAACUGCAAGUUAUCUGCCGAGAUUAGUGUCAUUGGAGAGACAGUGUUCAAAGACAUGAUUCCGCUGGAUGCUGAGAUUGAAUCACUGGAGUCUUCACUGAAUACACUUGGUUCAGAGGGUUUGAAACAUUCGGAAGCAAGUCCUAUCUCAACUGAUUCAGGCUUCAACCAAAUAGAUAUUGAGAAGGACUGCAAAUAUGAGCUUACAAUGCUCUGUGUUGUUGAACACACACCUUUAACAAAUUUCCAGGAACUGAAACUAGAUCAUCAAAUAGGAAAAAGUGAGAUGGACUUGAAGCUGCUACAAAUACAAAGUAUUUCAAUGCAAAGGGAUGAAGAAAUGUGGCAGCUUCAAUCUCUGGUUUCAGGACCAAAGGUCUUAGAGUGUAAAGACAACUGUCUCAGGGUGCUCCUGAAGGCACCUAUACUGACCUCGGAAUGUGUAAUUCUUGGACAAAAGUUGGAUUGUGUUGUUGAUUCUUCUGUUUCAGAUCAUGAGUUACUGAUAGAAGUUGAUGAAGGAAGCAUGGAACUGAAUAAAGUCCAGAUCUUUCCUGCUGAUGUUUGUGUAGAUAUACUGAUUGAGAAGCUCAAGUCCUCCAGAGAGGUCAUUUCCGCUCCAUCUUUGGGAUGGCUCAUUCGGCAAUGUCAACAACAGAUUGUAAUCAACACUCUAAGACGAUCGUUGGUGAAUGAUGCCAAUAAUUCCAGGCAUUCUUUUGAGUACUUUGACAAAGAUGAAACAAUCGUAGCUCAUUUGGUUGGUGCAAUUGAUGCCUUCUUCAAGAUAUCUGCAGACUGGCCACUGUCGUCCUAUGGUCUGAAGUUAAUCUCAAUCCGCAAUUCAGGGACUCAGCCAACGAAUAUAACUUUACAUUUGCUCUGUAAGACCAAGGAACUUGCCAAUGGCUUGGAGCUUGAGACUCGUCGGCAUCUGGUAAGAUUUGUAGACGCCGUUGAGGAGAUUCUUGUUCGGGAGAUGCAGUCAGAGCUCCACUCCAGCAGGGUUUCUGCUUAGAAUCGAGGUCUGGGCUCGGCUUCUCAUCAAAGUUGAUGGCAGACAGGAGCUCAUUUCAGAUUACCCUUAUACUUUUCGUACAGAUUUGGUGCCACUUGACCUUCUACGCAUGUGGAAUCGAGUGCUGUUGCUGCUAGGUAUAACAGCAUAGAUUUAGUCCUUUCUUGUAUUGUAGUAAAAAAAAAAGGUGUGCGCAAAGCUUGAACCGUCGAAAGAUCAGGCGGAAUUGUGGUUGUAUUGGUUCUUUAUACCAGACUGUUAAACUGUGUCCUCCAGUGUACUGUUCAAUUGACUGACGCUGUGAAAAAAAAAAGGAAAGAAGAAAAAUGCAAUUAGCUAGACUUCAAA
Messenger RNA from Triticum dicoccoides, 1759 nucleotides. RefSeq lists its product as uncharacterized. Lineage: Eukaryota; Viridiplantae; Streptophyta; Magnoliopsida; Poales; Poaceae. The coding region runs from base 104 to 1411 and encodes 435 amino acids. The transcript has 12 exons. The record is from RefSeq and is a predicted model, not a curated record.